CGAACCUUUUCAACACAAGGGAAGAGUCUCUAUCGCUUCAUCUUUCAGCCAUCUGACUCAAGAUGCCUGAGAGACAGAGGCGACGCGAUCUUCUGAACCGUUUUCGAACUUCCGGCAAAUCGAGGUCACGGACGGAUGAUGAUGCCAGCUCAGUCUCAGUCAGUAGUGAGCCAAUUGCCACUGGGAGGACGCAUACUUUGACACAUCCUCCUGUGUCAAGUCCUGCUUCUUCGAUCGAUCUAUCGUCAUCUGUAGCACAGAGCGUCAAGGUGGCCUCGGACCAUUCGAUUGCCGCCAUCGAUAUUCCUCCCUCGCAAUACUGGGAUUAUGCUUACGAUCGACUGAAAUCCGAUCAGCCUGAGUUGCUUGAACACUAUGAGCAAAUACUCUCGGUGCAACUGGGGGGCUUCCCGGACACAGGGAGCUCUUCUGGUAAGGAUGUCAUUAGCCAAGAUCGAGACCGUAGGCGGUCACAGAUGGAUCGCCUUCUGCAGGGUACUUUGAGCAAAAUGGAGAAGCAUGCUGGGGCCAGGGGAAAGAUGGGCACGGCUAUCAAUAUAGUUCUAUCUCUCAAGUCCGCAAUUGAUCUGAGCCUGAAUUCUGUGCCCAUUGGUGCCUUGAUUUGGAGUGGCCUAUGCUUUGCCCUUGAACUCUUGCUAAAUCCUCUGAACGAGGCAAAAGCAAGUCAAGAUGGCAUCGCGGACGUGAUAUUCAGGAUGAAGUGGUACUCCAAUCUUGCAAUUCUCGUUCGUCAGCAGGACUCGAGAAUCGAUGAGAAACUUGCUGGUCUUCGAAGCGAACUGGCUGAGAAAAUCCUGAAACUCUACCAGACUCUUCUGGAAUACAUGGUCAAGACUAUCUGCGUCAGGAAUCGCCAUAGCGCUUCCAUCUUGGCGAGAAACCUCUUCAAGGUAAAUAACUGGGCGGGAAGCCUAGAAGAUAUCGAUAAGAAUGAGAAAUCUGUACAAGCCGCUAUGGAUAUGUUUGGUAUCAGACAAGGAGCUUCAUAUACCGGGAAGCUUGUUGACAUUAAGCUAUCUGAGAAGGAAAGUGAAAUCAAGAGAGCGUGCUACGUGGCAAACAUGGAGGCGGAGGCGGAGUCACUCCAGCAGCAGAAGGACACAUUGCUCCUCGAGUGCUACCAGUGGGUGCUUGAGACGGAGCAGUACAAAGAGCUCAUGGACUGGCAUCUCGACAACGCAAAGAGAAUUCUCUGGAUUAAUGGAGAUGCUGGGAAAGGGAAGACCAUGCUGCUCAUGGGGAUCGUGCAGGACCUCAGGGAGCAGCUAAAGACGCACCUCGAUGAGCCGAAUCUCUCAUACUUCUUCUGUCGUGGAACGGACAACCGACUCAACACAGCCACGUCUGUUCUCCGGGGCCUCAUUUGGAUGCUGAUAUGCCAGAAAAGCUCACUUAUUGAACAUCUUAAGAAAGACUUUGAGGAUGCAGGCCGGGAGAUUUUCGAGGGCCCGCGCGCUUUCCACACUCUUAAAAAGGUCUUCUCCGCCAUGCUGCAAGACAAGGACUUUACAAGAACCUACCUAAUCGUCGACGCACUUGAUGAGUGCAAAUCGGACUUGCCGCUACUUCUUGAUGUUGUUCUGGAAACAUCGACCAAUGCCAAAGUGAAGUGGGUUCUGUCGAGCCGAAACGAGAACUCUAUCUGCGAACGAUUAGGUGACUUGACACCUAACUCCCGAGUAUCCCUCGAAGUGAAUGCCAGUUCCGUCUCUCGGGCUAUCCACGCUUACAUUGAUAAGAAAGUCUCUGAAUUGAGGAAUGUGCAUGUGAGAAGAUUUGGGAAUGCAGACAAAUCACGUUUCCGAGAGGGGGAACUACGAGGCAUUCUAGAACGCCUUUCAAUUGAGCUCCACGAUAAAGCCAAUGGGACCUUUUUGUGGGUAGCUUUGGUUAUCAAGCAGCUUCGGAAAUGUGAACAUGCCAACCAGCUUCUCUCGCGUCUGCAGUGUAUGCCCGCAGGCCUGCCUGGCAUUUACACACUGAUGCUGAAGAAUGUGGAGGAAGACCAGUCUGAUAAUUUCGACGUCUACAAGCGGAUGUUCUUGACAAUGGUCACCGCAUUCCGUCCUCUGAAUCUAUCAGAGUUGGAGGCACUUGCUGGGAUUGAUUCCAUGGCUUAUCCUGAACGAGUUGUCAGACAGUGUGGCUUAUUCGUCGUGAAAGAAGAUGAACAUAUGGUAUCGUUCAUACAUCAGUCUGCUAAAGAUUACCUUGUUCAAGACCCUGCUAUGCUUAGCUCCACACCUGAGAAGAAAGCCACAUCGCAUAUCUUGUCGAAGAUUUUCCCAGAUGGACAUUCUGCAGGGAACGGCUUCAUUGUCUCACAAUCUGUCAAGAACAUGGCUGCCUUACGAAGGGAUAUAUAUGAGUUGAAUGACCCCGGAAUUCAGAUCGAAGAUGUCAAGACACCCAUUCCAGACCCGUUGAGUUCUCUUCGUUAUUCAUGUACAUUCUGGGUCGAUCACCUGGAGAAAAUAGAGAUUGGACAUGAACAAGUCGGUCUAUGUGAUGAUGGCGCUAUUCAUAGCUUUCUGAGGCUCCAUUUUCUACACUGGCUUGAGGCUUUGAGUCUGAUGCAAAGUUCUCCUGUUGCCUUGGUGGCCGUCAGGAAGCUUGUUGGGUUGCUCUCGAGGCACACCCCUAAUCUUAAGCCACGUUUUCUCCGACCUUUCUACCGAUCACCUGUCUCUAGAACUGAGAUCCUGCAACUUGCACGGGACUUCCAUCGAUUCAUUAUGUUCAACCAAAUCCUGAUUCAAGAAUGUCCGUUACAAAUCUAUUUUUCUGCCCUCGUUUUUGCUCCCCGCCACAGCCUCACUCGGAAGCUCUUCAGGCAUGAAGAGCCGAGCUGGAUCACGCAAGCCCCGACAACUGGGGAUAGUUGGGACGCCUGCAUUCAUACCUCUUAUAUGGGCACACUUGGAUUUCAUGGUUCUCUGGCAUGUAAUGGCGUAAGAGCUGCAGGAGUCAUACAUAUUGGAUCCAUCAUAAUAUUCGAGGCAGAUAGUGGCCGGCAACUGAAGACAUUAUUUUCUGAGCAGGAUAUUACCCAUGUUGCAAUUUCAUCGGAUGGGUCAUUGGUGUCCGCCUCCUCAAAAGGUACUUUUCAGAGAUGGGACAGCAUUAGUGGUACGUGUGUCCAUACCUCUAGGCAUGAAACUGAGCUACUCGAGGCCCUUGCUCUUUUUCCUGAUGGCAGAAUCGUGUAUGCAUUGUACGGAGAAUCUGUCGUCAAGAUAAGAGAUCCGCGCGACGAGCUUCUCAGCACUUUUUACGGACAUUCGGACCGGAUUACCUCCAUUGCACUAUCUCCCCGUGGCAUGGUUGCCUCUGGGUCCUGUGACCAAACAGUCAGAAUCUGGAAUCCUGAGUUGCAAAGCUGUGCAAUGACUUUAGAACAUUCUGAUAUGGUUAGCUCGGUCACCUACUCAUUCGAUGGCGAGAUACUCGCGGUUGGACUCGCGAAUGGAUACAUUCAGACGUGGAGCUCCAAGAGUGGCAUUUGUCUCCAAGCUCUUCAAGGGCAUUCAAGCGAAGUGUACUCGGUCGCGUUUCUGUCAAACAAAAGCCUUGUCUCCAGUUCGAGGGGAGAUCACUCUAUUAAGAUAUGGGAAGCCGGCGGAAUGCUUCUUAAAACUCUUCAAUGUCAUACAAGUUCAAUCAUGUUUUUGGCUGUCUCUCACAACGAUCAGAUUAUUUCGGUUGGUUUGGAAGGAGAUGUGAAGAUAUGGGACCCAAGUGGACAGACCCAGGUAUUUGACCGCCAUGAUAGAACUUACUAUUACGGCUGUACGAGCAUGUCUCCCUCGGGGCAAUUGAUAUCGAGGUCGAGGGACGCCAUCAAAGUUUGGAAUCAAGACGGUACUUGCAUAAGGACCUUGGAAAAUGAUGAUUCAUGGGAAACUCACAGUGUUGCAUUCUGUCAUGAUGGCCGCAUUGCCGCUGCAGCAUCAAAGAAUAACUUAAUCUUAGUUUUGAACCCCAGCGGGGACGUUCCUCAACAUCUAACUGGACACGAAGACAGGAUUCACAGGCUUGCAUUCUUUGCUGAUGGAAAACUUUUAUCUUUUUCGAGGGAUCGCACGUUCAAGAUAUGGGAUUGCCAUGGCUCAUGCCUCACCACCCUCGAC
Messenger RNA from Aspergillus homomorphus CBS 101889, 4151 nucleotides. RefSeq names its product WD40 repeat-like protein. The record is from RefSeq and is a predicted model, not a curated record. The annotation marks the transcript as partial. The transcript is spliced from 3 exons. NCBI's taxonomy places the organism in Eukaryota, Fungi, Ascomycota, Eurotiomycetes, Eurotiales, Aspergillaceae. Gene Ontology annotation, molecular function: protein binding.